Oryzias latipes (Japanese medaka) is the source of this 2825-nucleotide messenger RNA. RefSeq names its product angiotensin II receptor, type 2 (gene agtr2). Gene Ontology annotation, cellular component: external side of plasma membrane; membrane. The record is from RefSeq and is a predicted model, not a curated record. Gene Ontology annotation, molecular function: C-C chemokine receptor activity; C-C chemokine binding. Lineage: Eukaryota; Metazoa; Chordata; Actinopteri; Beloniformes; Adrianichthyidae. Gene Ontology annotation, biological process: G protein-coupled receptor signaling pathway; calcium-mediated signaling; immune response.
GGGCUAUAAGUCCUCCAGCCUCAUCUGGUUUCUCAGAGUCUGUCUCCUCAACGAACACACACAUGAAGACAGAAGCAUGAUACAGUGUGAGGCACUCAGCUGGGCAGAAUUCUAUUAGAGCGGCUGCGGAGCAUUUGUCAAGCCUGGACUUUGGCCAAAAGGAGAACUAAAACCACUUGACUGCUGAACUGGAAAUCAUUCCAGCAAACCUUGAAAAUCAGAAAGGAGGGAAAUAAAAACGUGUGACGCCAGGGUACAUCCAGUUCCAUGAUGGCAAUCCCAACUGACUUCUCUUUUUCUAACUCCACCUCUUCCCCUUUCUAUGUGAAUACCACCACGCCUGCAUUUGCAGCAGCUUGCAGAGACUGGUCCCCCAUGCCCAUGACUACUGCCAUUCCCAUCGUCUAUGGUAUUAUCUCAGUACUAGGAACUAUAGCCAACGGCCUGGCGGUGUGUGUGUUGGCGCACGGCAGCACCUCACGGAGGACAGUGGCUAACACAUUCAUGUUAAACCUGUGCGUUUCUGACCUGCUGUUCCUGCUCUCCCUCCCGCUGUGGGCCGUCUACUACUCCCAGAACUACAGCUGGACCUUUGGCCGAAUGGCCUGCAAAAUCUGCGGAGCCAUCCUGAAUCUCAACCUCUAUGCAUCCAUCUUCUUCAUCACGUGCAUGAGCAUGGACCGCUACUUGGCCAUCGUCCAUCCUUUCCGCUCCCAGAUUGCACGGGACACCAGACGUGCCCAGUGCACAUGCGUAGUGGUGUGGAUUCUAGCAAGUGCUUGUUCGGCUCCAAACUUCGCUCUGAGAGAAACUCACCACCUUCCGGAUAGGCGAGUUGACGCAUGCGUGGUUUUAUACCCCAGUGAUGCGUGGUAUCUAACCCUGACCUGGAUGAAGAUCGGCCUUGCUUUCCUGCUACCACUACUUGCCAUCUGUUGUUGCUACUGUGCCAUUGGGAGACAUUUGCUGGCUGACACAGGUUUACGGCAGAUGCAGAGUCCCUCACAUCACCCCAGCAUGCCCUCUUUUAAAUCAUCACAGUCUCAGGAGGGGGGCAAUAAACCAGAGCAACUUUCUACAGCCAGUGUCACUCCAAGCUGCAGUAAGAGCAAAUCCCUGAUGGGCAGAGGGGUGGAGAGGGUUCUGUGGACGGUAGCGAUUGUGGUCCUGGCAUUCUUCCUCUGCUGGUUCCCUUUCCACUGUGUGACUUUCUUGGCAAUGAUUCACGAUCACGGCUGGCUGGACAGCUGCUGGGUAACCUGGACCAUCCAAAACCUCACACCCCUAACCCUUUGCCUUGGCUUCUCCAACUCAGCAAUCAACCCUGUGCUUUACUGCUUUAUCGGGAACCAUUUCAGGGGCCGCCUGGGAGGCCUCUGUAAAGGCCUGUGUGCUUGUGUGAAGGCCCGAAGAGAGGAACACAGCCAGAAGAGGAGCUCAUUCAGCACCAGGCUGAGCUCCUUCUCUCGAAAACUCAGUGAUCUUAAAGAUCUGGCUAUUGUGGAGACUUCUAAUCCCUCGUAGCGGUCCAAAGAAAAUGAACCGUCCCAUAAAGAAUGAAUGAUGACUGCUGUAGCACCAAGCAUGGGGUUCAGGGGUCAAAGGGAGUUAAAGAGCGCCUGCUGGUAUUGCAAAUAUGUAGAAAAGUAUAUCUGUGAAUGUGAUGGAAAAGGACCCAAAAAAAACAGAACUUGAAACAAGAAACAAUCAUGAAUCCAAGUACGGGUUUUAACUUGGUUUUAAACUGCUAAGUUACACAAAGUAACACUAAGAAGUUUUAGUUUUCUACUUUUGUCUUUUAGAUAUGUUUUAUAAUGACCAACAAUUGAAUUUCUAAAUAACAAAAAGCAAUAUUUAUAUACCUUUUACUCACUUAAAGAAAAAAAAAAUCACAACACAUAAAUAACAUUAUAGAAGUGAGUUAACAUUUGUCAAAUGUUCGUCUUUAUCAACUUGAAAUCAGUUCUGAGGACCUUUGUUUAUACAGUUCUGCUUUCAGUAGCUUGUAAAUGUAUGAUUUUUUAAAUGUUUAUAUAUGUUAAAGCCAUUGACUGUAAAUGAGAAUUGGGAUGAGUGAGUGUGACAUCACCCUUAGAAAAUGGCUGACAUUUGGCUCAAAAUGAAGCCAAUUCUGCUGCCAGUUUUUAAUGAUACAAAAGCCGGCGUGUCGGAGCCAUGGGUCGUCAGUAACCAGUGAUUGGUCAGAGCUGGUCUGAGUCAAUGUUUCUAUGGCAACCACUCUUACCAAACAGGGGUGAGCUUCUAGGAAGUCUACUCACCUAUCGCUUGAAAGCUGGCAACACAAAACCUUUCAAAUGGGGGAACCAGCAGGCACCACCUACUUUCACUGAGGCAUCUGAUUGGCCAGAUUAUGACUUGCAUAACUUGCACUACAGAACAAUAUAAUGAAAAUAAUAGAAUGAGUAAGAACAUGCUUAACUAAAGGUAGCUGAGCAAGAAUGGUUAUUCUGACAAGUAGAAUGACUGAGUAAUAGCUGUUUAUGUCUCAAUAGAAGUCUAUGGGAUUUUGGGACCAGCGGUUACUUCCUGUUUGGAACUUCAGGAGGGAGGGGUCACUCAGUCCAGUUCUCAUAUACAGUUAAAGGUUAAUGCUAAAAUAGUAAGUUGACACAAGUUGUCAUAACACAAUUGAAGGAUGCUGUUAAAGGACAUAAAUGACACCAAUGUUGUCUUUCUCAAUGUAUAUUCACAAUUACUUUAAGGGAUCAAAAUUUGGUUGUAAUCUAAAAGUAACACUUGACUGUAACAUUCUGUACAUACAGUUCAAAUAAUAAAGUAAAGAUAUAAAUAUUUGCCCCAAAAAA